CUUGCCCAAACAAAAUGGCGGACCCGAACCGUUCUGUUGUUGUUACCGAUGGUUCAAACGACGGUAGCGCCGUUUCUGGGGCCGCUGCGGGCGUACAAAGCUCACCAAAGACGGAGAAAGGAGCAGGAACUGACCCAGGUAAGAUGGACCAGCAGACUCUUGCCGCCGUCUUACAGUUCCUUAAGAACAACAACCUUAAGGAGGCAGAGGCAGCCUUAAGACAGGAGGCCAAGCUGCCGGACGGGAGCGGAGACUCCUCGGGGUCAUCAAGGGUCGCGACGAGCGGGGAGGUGUCGUCAGUUCUGUCAGCUUACGAGAGCGAAGGGGAUCUAGCGAGGUACUGUGAGUACUACAGUUCUCUCAGCUCCUUUAUCGAAUCGUCCCUGGACGCUCACAAACAUGAACUGGGCUGCCUGCUGUACCCUGUGUUUAUACACAUGUAUCUGCAGCUGGUCUAUAACAAACACGAGAAGGAAGCUCAGAAAUUCUUCAACAGGUUCAGUGUGGAACAGGAAGACUGGCAUCAAGAGGACCUUAGAACUCUGUCAACAGUGAAAACCCGUGAGCAGAUGGAGGUUAAUGACCUUAUGGACACGUUCCGGUCCAGUAAGUUCGUUCUGCGGAUGUCGCGUGACUCGUACCAGUCCCUGCGGCGGUACCUGAAGCAGCACGACCACCGAGAGCUCCUCUCCAUCCUGCAGGACCACCUCUUCAUAGACGUGUUCGACGGCGUGCCAAGAAACAGGGAACAGGUCCAGGCGACAUCAGGUGCUAUGAUGGGGGAGGCCAGGAGGGAUGCUAACAAGGUCAAGGUUCUGUAUGGACUACCCAAGGAGCCGGACAUCAACGUUCCCCUGGAUGACGAUGAUGAGGGUGGGGACGGGGAGGACAAACCUAAGAAGAAGAAACAGAAGAAAGACCUGCUGCUCAACAAGAACAAGAAAGCCGACCCCAACGCACCCCCUCCCAGUCGCAUACCGCUACCGGAGCUAAAGGAUGCAGACAAGCUGGAGAAAGUUCUGAGCUGGAAGGAGGGUCUGAAGCGAGUACCGCUCGGGAGGGACAACCUGCCUUCCAUCUGUUUCUACACGCUGGCCAACGCCUUCCAGAACGUGUCAGCUGUAGGGAUAUCUGAGGACUCAAGCCUACUGGCUGCAGGAUUUGAGGACUGUAAUGUGCGAGUGUGGAGCCUGUCCCCCCAGCGUCUCCGCACCAUGCGCGGUGCCUCGGAGCUGGACCAGCUGGACAAGGAGGCGGACGAUAUCGUGGAGAGGAUGAUGGACGAGAAGUCAGCGGCAGACUCAUGGCUCCUGCACGGACACACCGGGCCGGUCUACGCGACCAGUUUCAGCCCCGACAGGGAACAGCUACUCACGUCGUCAGAGGACGGGACUGUCAGGCUGUGGAGCCUCCAUACAUACAGUAACUUGGUGGUGUACAAAGGGCACAACUACCCGGUGUGGGACGUCCAGUUCAGCCCGACGGGGUACUACUUCGUGUCGGGGGGUCACGAUCGCGUGGCUCGGCUCUGGGGCACCGACCAGUUCCAGCCCAUCCGGAUGUUCGUGGGCCACUAUUCCGACGUGACCUGCAUCCAGUACCACCCCAACUCCAACUACGUCGCCACCGGGUCCAGCGAUCGCACUGUCCGCCUCUGGGACGUCCUGAACGGAAACUGUGUACGCGUGAUGACAGGACACAAGGCGGCGGUCCACACGCUAGCCUGGUCACCCGACGGACGUUAUCUAGCCUCCGCAGGUGUGGAUAAAAACGUCCUGCUCUGGGACAUCGCGUACGGUCGGCUUCUAGCAGAAAUGAAAGGACACACCGACCCUGUCUACUCUCUUUGCUUCAGUAGGGAGGGUACCAUACUAGCCUCCGGUGGCAUCGACAACACUGUUAAGAUAUGGGACGUUCAGAAGGUUUUUGAGGAGAUCGCAGGUUCGGACGAUUUGACAAGUCUAGACCGGGCUUCGUUGGUGGAGGUUGGGCCGCUGCUGUUGGGCUCGUUUGCGACUAAAGCCACACCGGUUUUGAAGCUGCAUUUCACACACAGGAACUUACUGCUGGGUUGUGGGAGAUACCAGCAUAACUAGGACUGGAGGGGGGGGUGAUAGCUGAAGACAUUCCAUGAACUUAUUUUCUUGUAUUGUAUAUUAUGUACAUGUACAUUGUAUGGCCUCCUGUCAAUAUUGACCAUGGUAAAAUCCUAAUUGAUAACAGCCCUACAGCUCUGGCAGUCCUAUAUGAGAAUGACAGUCUCUGCCACAUACAUUUGUACAUGUACAUGUAAGGCACAUCUGUAAGCUGACUCAAUAUUAAAUGCAUUCAUUUUUGCAAUUAAUUCACCUGUGACUCAAUUAAUG
Molecule: messenger RNA, 2366 nt
Organism: Branchiostoma belcheri (Belcher's lancelet)
Lineage: Eukaryota; Metazoa; Chordata; Leptocardii; Amphioxiformes; Branchiostomatidae
Product: transcription initiation factor TFIID subunit 5-like
Exons: 11
Coding region: 15-2096 (693 amino acids)
Biological process (GO): transcription initiation at RNA polymerase II promoter
Cellular component (GO): transcription factor TFIID complex
Molecular function (GO): RNA polymerase II general transcription initiation factor activity; protein binding
Source: RefSeq, a predicted model, not a curated record